GGAGUCAGAUAAUUCGUUAGCAGCCAAGCGAACAAUUAGCAAAGCAGAGGAUUAAACGGUCUAUCCGACAAGGUUGACUUUUCCAAGUUUUCCGAGCAUCCUCAGAAGCUAGCAGCAAUCAUGUGCCGUCUUCCAAACUAUCCGUCAAAUGAUGACUCUUCAUUCACUAGUUGUGCGUCCAGUGCUUCUUCAGAGCAGUCAAUUUGUACUGGUAUUGGUCAGUCGCAGGGAAGUUCAGGAGAUCUCCUAGUCUUCGCCAAGGAUGGUUUCGUCAAGCGACCAACUAACGCGUUCAUGCUGUGGGCGAAAGGCGAGAGACCUCGUAUCUUCGCCAGCCUGCGAGGCGAUCAGCACCUGAGUAACAGUGAUGUGAGCAAGAUCCUGGGCAAGACGUGGCGCGAGAUGUCCACCGAAGAAAAGGCUCCCUUUCAUAGGCAAGCCUCUCGCGCUUGCCAGCAGUAUCGCUUUGUCAACCCGAAGCAGAAGAGAAAGCAGCGUCCACCCAAGACACGUGUUAGCGCUCAGCUCACUGCUCGCAUUCGCCAGUCGGUAGCAGCCAUUGCUAAUCAUAGAGAUCAGGCAGGACCUACAACUCCCGUCGCGACACAAAGCCCGGAACAGCUGCCUACGAUCAGCCAGGAAGUGGCCACUACAACCACGCAUCAACAGCAGCAGCUGCAGCUGGAGUACCACCAGCAGCAGCAACAGCAGCAGCAGCAGCAACAACAGCACCAGCAACAGCAGCAACAGUACCACCAGCAGCAACAGCAGCAACAGUACCACCAGCAACACCAGCAACACCAGCAACACCAGCAACAGCAGCAGCAGCAGCAGCGUACAGGAUUGGGGUCGCAGGACUUCGGAACGCCCAUAUCAGCACCUCAAAUACGUAAUCCACAGCCUGCUCUGUGCUCACUGACAGAUCCACUUCGUACUGAGAUCAGGGCUCUGCAUGCGCGUCUGACUAACGAGAAGCCGCAACAGGACGCACCCUGGAGCACGACGAACUAUUCUGUUUGUCCGCCAUCACAGACACAAGUAGGACGAGCGCAACAGAUUUACACUCUGCCUAUGAUGAUGCAGACUGUUGGUGUUGGGAGUAACCAUGGUAACGCCAGUCCUGCAGUCACUCGUCCCAGAACGAGCACAGCAACCGCUUCUUUCAACCAGACCGCAUCCAUGGAGUAUCUGAACGGCGCAGCGGCUCGAGGCGUACAGCAGCCUCUCACUACCGUCACCAACACAGCAUACCAACAACCCGCGAUUUCGACAGCUCCCAUUGCAUCUCAACCUCCUGCCUCGCUAUGCAAUACGUCGGCUGGCCUGAGCGACUUUGCCGCACCCUGCUCCCUCCCGUUGGCAAGGAGUAUCAGCAACUUUUCAACGUGUUGCAGUCCAGCAAGGUCGGACAGCGUGCACUCGCUAUCACACUUCGGGCCGGGGUAUCUCCAAGACACAUCAUCAACAGCAGCAGCAGUAGAAGCAGAAGUAGACGCUGCAGCAGCAGCUGCGUGGAACUUGGAGGAGCCCAUAUUGACUGUGAACAACUCCACCACCACGACGGGCGGCUUUCCCAAGAUAGGCCAGCACGGCACGAUAGCAUCCCUACUUGCGCCUUCCCCCGCCACGCAGAGCUCCUGGACCAUGUGGCCACAAUGCCCCGCUUAACACACUACCCGUAUGCUGUACUUGACUAAGGACAACACUAUAACACAACACAAAUUUCCGAAUCUUAUUGCUAUUUCGACACUCCGUCAUUGAUGACCCACAGUAUUAUACACUUAUAUAUCGUAGUUCUAAUCUAUAAGUUCAACUUCCAUACGAACUAUGUGUGUGCCGGGAUAUUCAAUUUAUUAUUAGCCAUUGGAACCUGAUCAUCCGAUGUAUCUUGGGAUCUCACUUGCACAUUUACUCUAACAAUGAGCUCUUUGGAAAUUUACUCUGUCAUAUACCCUUUUUCUAAAUGAUACAAAGGGAAAGAUUUAUGAUCCAAUCCUGAA
Messenger RNA from Sycon ciliatum, 2000 nucleotides. Its product is annotated as myb-like protein P. Gene Ontology annotation, molecular function: RNA polymerase II cis-regulatory region sequence-specific DNA binding; DNA-binding transcription factor activity, RNA polymerase II-specific. The coding region runs from base 121 to 1668 and encodes 515 amino acids. The record is from RefSeq and is a predicted model, not a curated record. Gene Ontology annotation, biological process: negative regulation of transcription by RNA polymerase II; anatomical structure morphogenesis; cell differentiation. The transcript has a single exon. Lineage: Eukaryota; Metazoa; Porifera; Calcarea; Leucosolenida; Sycettidae.